AGGUGGUAAGGGCACCAGAGGAAAACCCUAGAAGAUGCUGCUUCUCCUGCUCAGCUGUCUCCUGCCCACCACCAAUGGGAAGAACUGCCUCCAAUGCUGGCAAGAGCUGCCUGCACUGAUAGAUUAUGACCUGCAGAUUCUUUGGGGCACUCCAGGGCCACCCGCAGAGCUCUCCCAAAGCCUCCAUUCCCUAUUUAUGGACAAUCAGUCUUCUCCUGAAAACUCGUACCUUGGUCAAGACCAUUUGGAGGAAGCAGCAGGAACGUUAUUCACUCACAUAGAUAAAGCCAUUAAGAAGCUUCGAGAUGAUAAACCAUCACUUUUGGAAGAAGUUCGUGUCCUGAAGCAGCAAUUUUCCAAGGAGCUGGAAGAUGUAUCUGAGGGGCUGAAGGACAAGGCCUGCAAUGAGUCCUGUGACAUCCGCUCCACAUUGGAGGUAAUCAGUUGCACCACAUGCCAGAAACACUUCCUUACCUGCCAAGACCCUGCUGUCUGCCCAGGAGCAUGGACUGGGAAGAACUUCAGGUGGGCUGUGGGCAUCGGCAUCGCUCUGCCCCUGGCGAUCCUAGCUGGAGGUGGAUGUUACAUUUUCUGGCUCGAGAAGAAGAAAAAGAAGGAAGAGGAGGAGGCACAAAAGGUCCUGGGACAUCCAGGAUCCCCAAGGAGGGAAAGCUGUGUCUGCUUGGGGGUAGCAAGUCUAGAGGCCCCAAGUCUGGUUCCCUGGGCCUGGUUUCCAAAGGAGUGUAGGAUCAAGGGCUGGGACUCAGGAGAGCCACCAUCAGCCCCCAGUGUGAGCAGACCCCUCCAGGGCCAGGCGCCCGGGACAGAGCAAGAGCAAAGCCCUCAAUCUCCAACUGACCCACAAAGUGCUCCCUGCCCAUAGCUGUCAUCAUCCCUCUGCAGCACCCACCUCUACCCUUCACCACCCUGCUGCCUGACUGCACAGACUGCCAACAAUCCCCCUGGUCCUCUGCUCCUGGUUGGGUUUGGCCAGCUGGAGGUCAGAGGCAGAAGCAGUCCUGCUUCUCCUCUCUUGGCAGGGACCAGUUGGCCACUUGUCAUCUUCAACUGAACAAAGGUCCCAGCUGCUGUCAGGAAGCUCUCUUACCUCUGAGUUCUGGUAACUCUACCUGUCCCGACCCCUUUA
Bubalus bubalis (water buffalo) is the source of this 1147-nucleotide messenger RNA. RefSeq names its product testis expressed 51 (gene TEX51). The transcript is spliced from 7 exons. The coding region runs from base 35 to 883 and encodes 282 amino acids. The record is from RefSeq and is a predicted model, not a curated record. Lineage: Eukaryota; Metazoa; Chordata; Mammalia; Artiodactyla; Bovidae.